AUGGCCGCCGACAUCAAGGACAUCGCAAGCGCUUCCGCGUCUCGAGACGUCGAUGAGAUCACGCGCGACAACCACCUCAACUCGCCUCUCUUGCGUCUUCCUGGAGAGCUUCGUAACCGCAUCUACGCAUACGUCUUCUUCGAUGUAGAAGUAGUGGCGACAGACCCAGACUGGGACUGGAACGGCCGGGGGGGGGGCCGGCGGAACGAGAGCCCAAUCCACGUACUCACGACCUGCCAGCAGAUUCGCCACGAAGCUACCUCCAUCUUCUGGAAUGAAUGUACGAUAUACCCUGUAGCUAUCUAUACAUUCUCCGAUGUCGCAUCAAUCAUGGGAGAGUCAAACUGCGCUCGUAUCACGUUCCUCUGCGUAGAUAGGGGUCUAGUCUUCGACGGAAUUGCCUUCGACUUCACACUACCAGUCCCGUACCCCUUGGCGGAUUUCCCUCUGUUACGGAAGCUUGAUGUGAUUGGUGACUUCUCCAGACCAAAGGAUGACAUGGAGGACGCUGUACUGCGCUGUAUUCGCGCCAAGGGCGUCGAAGUCAAUUGCAUAGACCAGGACCUUGACAAAGUAUGGUAG
Molecule: messenger RNA, 582 nt
Organism: Alternaria incomplexa
Lineage: Eukaryota; Fungi; Ascomycota; Dothideomycetes; Pleosporales; Pleosporaceae
Exons: 2
Coding region: 1-582 (193 amino acids)
Source: RefSeq, a predicted model, not a curated record